Messenger RNA from Trichomonas vaginalis G3, 1211 nucleotides. RefSeq names its product keratin-associated protein family. The record is from RefSeq and is a predicted model, not a curated record. The transcript has a single exon. The annotation marks the transcript as partial. NCBI's taxonomy places the organism in Eukaryota, Parabasalia, Trichomonadida, Trichomonadidae.
AUGAUGUCAUCAGAUUUGAAAAUUGAUUAUACAAGUAAAUGGUAUUACAUUAACAACAUGUGUUUUAUCCUACAAAAUGAUAAAAUUUAUAGAUCAUAUUCAAUACCAUUUGGUCGUUUUGAACAAAUUUUUCAAGCUGAUGGAGACAUUGAAGCUUUAUGUUAUGCUUCAAAUGUUUGUGUUCUUGUUUCAGGUAGUAUGGUGUAUUCAUAUCCUGUAAGUUAUAACAGACAUAUUUAUUUAUCACAAGAUUUUUCACAGGAUCCAGAGAAAACACCAAGUUGGGAAUUGGUUUAUUCAUUCACUCCAAAAUUUACUCGAAAUUAUAGAUUUACUAAUUUAUUUUAUAUUGAUGGGUAUUUCAUUGCUUUUGGAUGUGGUGAUUUAGUAAAUAUCAGUAGUGAUGGAAAAAAUUGGUCUGAAAUCACAAAAUUUCAAGAUGUUAAAAAAGCAAUUUUCAAAAAUAAUAUGUUAAUAUUGAUGACAAUACCAAUUUUAACUUCUUACACGAUUUCAAUAUUAUAUAAUAAAUUCAAUAUUCAUAAUGGAUUAAAGAAGAAAGCAGAUAAGGAAUGGGUUAAUACUGAGUUAAAGAAGAAAGCAGAUAAGGAAUGGGUUAAUACUGAGUUAAAGAAGAAAGCAGAUAAGGAAUGGGUGAAUACUAAAUUAGAGAAGAAAGCAGAUAAGGAAUGGGUGAAUACUAAAUUAGAGAAGAAAGCAGAUAAGGAAUGGGUUAAUACUGAGUUAAAGAAGAAAGCAGAUAAGGAAUGGGUUAAUACUAAAUUAAAUACAAUGUUUGAGAUGAUUUACCCCAUUGGUUCAAUAUAUACAUCAAUGAAUUCAACAAAUCCAUCAACAUUAUUUGGAUUUGGUACAUGGCAGCAGAUAACCGAUCGUUUUUUAUAUUGUACAAACUCAUCAAAACAAACCGGUGGAAGUAAAACAAUUACGGGUGAAAAUUUACCUGCUCAUAGUCAUUACGUUAAUUUAAACACAACCGAAGCAGGAUGGCAUAAGCAUAGAUAUUGGGAUUGGUCAGGAAUGACAAAAGGUAAAGGAUAUGAUGUUAAAGAUGACGUUAAAUUUGCUAUUAAUUGUUACUGGAACGAUACACAGGGUUCAGGUAAUCAUACACAUAAUGUUUCAGGAUAUACACAAACGACGGGACAGAGUAAAGAUUACAUGCCGCCUUAUAUGACAGUUUAUGCAUG